CCCAAGCCACGGGCCAUGCUGGAGACGCUGCUGGCGCGGUACUUGGGCAGGUUCCUCAAGGGGUUCUCUCCAGAGCAGAUCUCAGCCCGCCUCCUAUCCGGAUCCGUGCGGCUGAAGGAGAUAGAGCUCAACCUUGAAGCCAUCCACGAGCUCCUGGUCGCGCAGCUGCCCGCCACCCUGGAGCUGCGGAGGGUGAGGUGCGAGGCAAUUUACCUCAAGGUUCCCUGGAAGCGGCUCCGGCGGAAGCCCGUGUUCGUGGAGCUGUCAGACGUCAGCAUCGAGGCGAAGGUUCACAGUGCCACACCGGAGCUGCUGGAAGCCCAGGCGCGCAGACAGACCGAGAGCACGCAGGCGAGCGAGGAGAGCCAUGCAGUGGAGGAGGAGGAGGAUGAGGAGGACUUGCGCAAGAGCGUGGAGUCUCAGCUGAAAGUGGGCCUGAAAGAGGUGAUUGGGGAUGGCGUGCAGAUCGUCGUGAACGGCUUGCAGCUGCAGCUGUGGCCUUCAGUUUCCGAGGAGUCGACUCCUUCCAUGCCGCUCUCACUCUCUGUUGAGGGCUUCCAAUCUUUUCCAUCCAACAGCGCUGGGGAGAAGAUCGACUGUCCGCAGGACGUGCACGAGUUCUGCGACCCCUGCGCUCGACUGUUUCGCAUGGUCUCAGUACGAGGGCUCCGGCUGGAAGCUCUAAGCCACCUGGGCGGACGAGGCGCUGUUGUGGUACACGACGAUUCUGAAGGUGAUCUCCGUGUGUGUAUCGAGCAAAGGCGGUGGUGCGGCUUCAUCCCACAUCACCGCUCAAGACGGGUCUGCCCUUUCAGCAGUGAGAUGGCGAUCUCCCUGCUUAUCAGGCAUCUGUCGCUGGCGCUGCCCGAGGCGCCGCUGCUGGCAGUUUGCGCCGCAGCCAUCGACCUGAUCAAGGGGAUCCCAAAAGCCGCUGCGCAGGCGCCAGCCGACGUGCCACAAGCAGUGGCCUCGUGGUCGACCCUGGCACCUGGGCGCGGGGGCGCCGAAGGCUUGGCCUGGCGAGAGCAGCUGGUCAGCCGACGGCUAGUGACCUUGGUCACCCUGGAGCUCACACUGACGCAGUGCGAGGCAACGCUGAUCCCGGAAGGCUCGGCCAGCGCUUUGCAGUUAAAGGCGGAGGACUUUCUCUUCACCCUGGACCUCCUGAACUCGCUGGAUGCUUUCCGGCUGCGCUGCCUGGAUGAGCUCAGUCUGCGAGAUGCAGAGAUUGGAGGACGCGACUCCAAGCAAGUUUGCCUCCAGCGCCAGUUCGGCAUCACGCUCGGCAAGGUGGCAGCGACCUGGGGUGGCACACAAGAAGGCCCAGACCGCCGCGAGAGCCGGCUCCUGGCCUUGGGCCCAGCUGGCGCUGCUGGAGCUGCCGUGACCUUUCGGUGGAAGGACGUGCCGGCUCUAGGUGCUGCGGAUGGUAGCAGGCAGCCUGUGGAGGGCUGCCUCCACGCUGUGCAGCUGCUCCUCGAUGUCCACGCGCUCACAGCCCUGGUCGACACGGUCAAAAACAUCGUCCUGCCGUUUGCAGAGAUUCUGGAACCCCCGCCGUUUGCCACCAGCUGGUGUCGGGUGCGACUCCACGACCUGACCGUGGACCUGCCCGCCAUGGAGGGCUUUCCCUUUCCCCUGAAGCUGAAGAUGCCAUCGCUGCUGCUCACAAGCCUCCCCGGCUUGGGGGAGCUCUUUACCGCCCUGGAGAGUCUACCCUCCAGGCAUACUUGGAUGGGCCGCCGCCACCCUGGGAGAGGAGAGCGAGGAGAUGGCUCCCAGGUGCAGCUCGGCGAUGCCGCCUCUGCACAUGCUGGCGAUUCAGAACCUUGCGCUUGCGGCCGAGACUUCGGCUCCGUGCGUUUCGGGCCGGGCCUGGCGCCGGUGCGGGGCGCGCAGCGCCCGGGAGCUUGGGCUGCCAGGCAGUCGCAGAAUGCAGACUAUGUGCCGGUGGACAAUGACGAGCUUGUGGAGAUGUUCCGCGCGCACUUGUCUGCCCGCUCGCUGGAGAGUGUCUUGGCUGUUGCGCGCCAAAGCCUGGCGCAGGAGGAGGGUGCAGGACAAAGAAUAGAUUCGGCGAUGAUCACACUGAGUUCCCAGUCACCCACGUCUCCAAGAAAAAAGACGAGCCGUCGAGGAUGGUUGUCAGGUCUCAAGCAUUCCUUCAAGGAUGCGCACAAGGGAAGCUCAAGCAAAUCGGGAGGGUCUGGACGACAGAGCUCCUCUCGGGAUGAAGCCCGCCUGGUGGAGGCAGCAUCGCAACUGGCCUCUCUGCAGGAGGCCGUUCGGCGGCUACAGUGCCAGCGCGAGGAGGCAGCGCUGCGCAAGGAAGCACUGCAGCGUGCAGCCGAGGAGGAGCUGCAGCGCAUGGAGGCGGACGUUUCUGCCACGGAGGAGGAGCUCACAAUGCAGAUUGCUUUGGAGAGGGGCAAGCAGGCAGAGCUGUCAGCGAAGGCGGAGGAGCAGCGGCAGCUGUUGACGCAGCUGCUUCGUGAUGCGCAGGCCAAAGCCGUACGGGGCGUUUAG
Symbiodinium natans is the source of this 2526-nucleotide messenger RNA. The record is from the annotation of a GenBank genome assembly. Lineage: Eukaryota; Dinophyceae; Suessiales; Symbiodiniaceae.